CAAAAUGGCGGAUUUAUUUUAACUUUGAUUCUUCGACUCUUCUUGUUUGGAAAAUUUUACAAGGUUUUUAGAUAAAAAUGACUCGUUUUGCGCGAAUGUCGAAGAAAAAAUACCUCGAGGCGUCAUCAUGGGAAGAACUAUCUCAGCAACAACAAGCUCAGCAAAAUGWGACAACCAAUGAUGAACAGCAAAAGCCAGAUGAUGAUUGUUAUUCAGAGAGCAAGAAAAGGAAGAAAAAAUUGAAGAAACAAAACCUUGAAACUCAAGACACACAUUCAGAUGAGCCUAACGAUGAUGAACUGGGAAAACCAGAUGAUAAUUGUAAUCCAGAGAGCAAGAAAAAGAAGAAAAAAUUAAAGAAACGAAACCUUGAAACUGAAGACACACAUUCAGAUGAGCCUGUCUCAACUCCUAAGAAACAGAAGAUAAGUGAUUCAGAUGCAUCAGACUCAAAAACUGGAAAAAAGAAAAAGAAAGAAAAGUUUCUCCUUAAAGAUGCAGAAAAGAAAAUUACAAAAGACACUUUAAAAGACAACACAAAGAGUAAUGAGGGUCAAGGCAAGAAAGUGAAAUGCUUCAGUUUACACAAGCAAGAGAAGCUUGAAAAACAAAGAGAAGCAAGAAGACRGCGAAGGGCUAAGAGAAAGGGUAUUACGUGCUUUCAUUGUCGACAACUUGGUCACCUGGCAGCAGAAUGUCCACAAAUGAAUCAAGAAGGGACUGGGAUUGGUGUGUGUUAUAAGUGUGGAUCUUCUGAUCACACUACUAAAAACUGUAAACAGAAGGACACUGCUGAAAAAGAUGGUAAUUCUUUCCCAUUUGCAAAAUGUUUUAUUUGUGGAGAAAUUGGUCACUUAUCUAGUGGAUGUCCAGACAAUCCUAAAGGACUGUACCCUAAAGGAGGUGGUUGUAAUAUUUGUGGUUCUGUUGAACACCUUAAAAGAGACUGUCCUGAGGCAACCAAGUCUAGACAAAAAGAUGGAAAUGUGAAAGUAAAAAGUACGAUCAAUUCUUUGCAAAAAUCAAAGUAUACAAGUGCAGAUGCAGAAGUCCAUUCUGAUGAUGAAAAACCACGUCUUCAUAAAAAAUAUCAUAAAAAGAAUAAAAUCGUAAAAUUUUGAUACUUGAUAGGAAUUUUAAUAUGAGUUGUAUACUGGUCUAUUCUAUUGUUAUCAAUAGUAAAAGCUAUUUUGAAUAGGAA
This is a messenger RNA of Actinia tenebrosa (Australian red waratah sea anemone), 1201 nucleotides long. RefSeq lists its product as uncharacterized. The record is from RefSeq and is a predicted model, not a curated record. Gene Ontology annotation, cellular component: nucleolus. Lineage: Eukaryota; Metazoa; Cnidaria; Anthozoa; Actiniaria; Actiniidae. Gene Ontology annotation, molecular function: zinc ion binding; nucleic acid binding.